AUUUGAAAAGAAGGGGAUCAGGCAUUGAUGACAACGAGUGUUAACGAAUUAAAAUAUAACCUUUAAUAACCUCUAAUAACUGUGAUACAUGAAAAGCACUUUUAACCUGUGCAAUAAAGAAAAUGAUUAGAAGUACAGUUGGUUUUUUUUCGUCUAAAUAUUCUUACAAUUUAGUGUCACGUUUUGUUUUGCCAGUAAAAUAUCAACAACUAUGUUUUCAUACAAGUCGUCUUUUAGAUGUCAAAGGAAGAGAAAUAUUUAUGCCCUCUCUUUCCCCGACUAUGGAAUCGGGCACAAUAGUAAAAUGGAUAAAAAAAGAAGGAGACCCAAUUCAGCCUGGUGAUGCACUUGCUGAUAUUCAAACAGACAAAGCUGUCAUGACUUUCGAAACGGAAGAAGAAAGUGUUUUAGCUAAAAUCAUUGUUCCUGAAGGAACAAAGGAUAUUAAAGUUGGAACUUUGAUUGCUCUGACAGUCGAACCUGACGAAGACUGGAAAUCCGUUGAAAUGCCUGGUGCGUCGAAGACGACGUCAACUGCGUCAGCACCAGUGACACCGAGUAGUAGUACUGAAGUCUCUGAACCUCCUUCUGGCCAAGUUAACGUUGCAAUGCCAGCAUUAUCACCAACAAUGACAUCAGGAACUAUUGUCAAGUGGUUGAAAAAGGAAGGAGACGAAAUAUCUCCAGGAGAUGCAGUCGCUGAAAUUCAAACAGACAAAGCUGUUAUGACAUUUGAAAUGGAAGACGAAGCAAUCUUAGCAAAAUAUCUAGUUAAAGAAGGAUCUCAAGUAGAAGUUGGCCAACUGAUCGCAAUAACAGUCGAAAAGGGAAUGGAUUGGAAAUCAGCAGUAAUACCUACGAGUACAAAAUCUCCAGCUAAAGCAUCAAGUGUCUCUGCACCCCCAAAACCCGCUGCUUCAGACGGUGGACAAACUUCUUCGAAAGAACAAAUAUACGGCUUAGCUGUGAAAAGACUUUUAGAAGAAUAUGGAAUAAAUUCGGGAGCUGUUAAAGGCAGUGGUCGUCCUAAUCGAUUGUUAAAAAGUGAUGUUCUGGCGUAUAUUGAAAGUAAUAAUGUUCAAAGAGUAUCAUUAAAAGCUGAUAAAGGACGGUCCGCGGAUAAACAAGCUUCGACUACUAAAGUUCAUGUGCCAUCACCACCAAAAUCGGGUCCAUCGUCAUAUAAGGAUUACGAAGUGUCCAACAUUAGAGCGGUAAUUGCAAAGCGUCUUGGAGAGUCUAAGAGUAGUAUUCCUCAUUCCUACGCAAGCAUUGAUAUCAAUGUCGACAAACUCAAUGAAUUACGAAGUGAAUUUAAAGCCGAAAGCAUAAAACUGUCAGUCAAUGAUUUUGUUAUUCAAGCUGUAGCUCAUUCAUUGAUGCAGUGUCCAAACAUAAAUACACUUUAUAAAAAUGACCAAAUUAUCCGUAUGCAAAAUGUUGACAUAUCAGUCGCAGUUUCAACACCCACAGGUCUUAUAACUCCAAUUAUUUUUAAUACAGCUACAAAAAGUUUGACAGAUAUUUCAAAUGAUGUAAAAACAUUAGCUGACAAAGCUCGAAAAGGUGCUUUGAAACCUAACGAAUUUCAAGGUGGUACAUUUACGAUAUCAAAUCUUGGAAUGUUUGGAAUCAAAGAAUUCUCUGCUAUAAUAAAUCCUCCUCAAACAGCGAUCCUUGCUGUUGGAACAGGGCGAGAUGUUUUAGAUACUAGUCUAAGGAAGAAAUCGCUGAUGUGCGCAACCCUAUCUUACGAUAGUAGAGCAAUCAGUGAAGAUCAAGCUGCAAAUUUCUUAUCGAUCCUCAGAUCAAGGCUAGAAAAUCCAUCAUUCCGAUCUGUCGGAAGUAAUUAUUAAUUAUUAUAUCGCGAUCUUAAUGAUCAUAAUAGCCAUGCGGAAACAUGUUAAUUUCUAGCAAAAGUCUCCUAGAUGUACCUAUGUAUGAUUUAAUUGUGAGAUAAUAAAAACUAAUGAGGAAAAUGUAUAUUAAUGAGGACAUUCUCAGACUGCUCUCCACUUAAAAAUAUCCAAUGACUCAACUGUGAUAGCCGUAUCGAAAUAUUGCUGGUUAAUUAAAAUUAAUUGAAGCAUUAAUUCAAAAAAGGAAAACGUACAAUUUCGCCGAGACAGAUUUGAAAAAAAAAAAAAAAAUUACAGUUGUCAUCUAUUAGAAGCCAAACAAAAUUUGGUAAAUAAAUUGGCAUAAAAAAUUUGACAUUUCGAAUUAUAAAAUUGAGAUGAUUUUACUAAAAUUUAUUUAACAAAGUUCGUUCAACUCUCUUUGAUAAAAACUGUGAGUAAUUUUUUCACAAUCUAUAUCUCGUUGAUUUUUAAUUAAUUCUUUAAUUUCUUUUAAUUAAUUGAUAAAAUUUAUUCCGGUUAUGACAGUUCAUGGUCAUUGAGGAUUUUUAAAAAGUAGGGGGUAUUGUCUGAGAAUGCCCUUGAAUUGCAAAAAUGAUAAAAGUAGCGAAAAUGUCAAAUCGAAUAGACAAACGAAUAUAGAACAUUUAAUUAAUUGAUCUGAUGAUAUUGAAUAAUAUCUAAUGUAAAAUAAAUUGAUAAAAAAACGAAUCUAUUGGAUCUUUUUGAUGUGUUUAUAAUGUUUUCACAAAAUUUUACAACAGUUAUACUUAAUUUAUUGUAUUAAUUUUUCUUUCUUCGAGUUUCAUACAAUAAUGAACCAUUGAAUUUCAAUACAAUUCAGUUUUCUUAAUCUUAUAUCAGGACAAAGUAAAAUCAAACUGUUGUAAUUAAAAUAUUGUGAUGUUAUCCGCGAUACAAUUGAAUUUAUGAAAAAAAAAUAUUUUAUCGAAAUUGAUUAAAAAUAUAAUUCAAUAUUCAAUUAA
Messenger RNA from Microplitis demolitor, 2845 nucleotides. RefSeq names its product dihydrolipoyllysine-residue acetyltransferase component of pyruvate dehydrogenase complex. NCBI's taxonomy places the organism in Eukaryota, Metazoa, Arthropoda, Insecta, Hymenoptera, Braconidae. The transcript has 12 exons. The record is from RefSeq and is a predicted model, not a curated record. Gene Ontology annotation, biological process: pyruvate decarboxylation to acetyl-CoA. Gene Ontology annotation, molecular function: acyltransferase activity. Gene Ontology annotation, cellular component: mitochondrion; pyruvate dehydrogenase complex. The coding region runs from base 123 to 1856 and encodes 577 amino acids.